Syngnathoides biaculeatus (alligator pipefish) is the source of this 3441-nucleotide messenger RNA. Its product is annotated as elongation factor 1-alpha 1. The transcript is spliced from 8 exons. Gene Ontology annotation, biological process: translation; translational elongation. NCBI's taxonomy places the organism in Eukaryota, Metazoa, Chordata, Actinopteri, Syngnathiformes, Syngnathidae. The record is from RefSeq and is a predicted model, not a curated record. Gene Ontology annotation, molecular function: GTPase activity; GTP binding; translation elongation factor activity. The coding region runs from base 881 to 2269 and encodes 462 amino acids.
AAUCACCAAAUGAGUGCGUUCGUGUGUCAGCGCCACUUUGGAGAGAUCUUUGUGACACAAUUUUGAUCACAAACAUCACACAAAGAGGCCUCUCCACCCUUCAUUUAGUUCAGCAUCUCCAGAAAUUGCAAUUUCUACUUGAGCUCAUCUCUGGAAAGGUGAAGCCAGGAAACUUACUCAAGACCUGGGCUGUCAAACUCAUUUUUUUUUUUUUGUCACGUUUUCCUUCGGGGGGUCCUUAUGACUGAAAGCCUAAAAAUCUUUAAACACAUCAAAUUUAUAAACUACUCUUGGGAUCAGAAAUGGGGUUCAUCAACUAUUGUUGAGGUUUGGUAACACAAAAAACGGUUGCAAUAUCGCAAUGAUUUCAUUCAUGAGAUGGCAAUUUGAAGCUUUUGUCCUGAUUUGAACCUGUCGCAUGUGGCAGACCGGAUCGGGACCGCGGGCCUCAAGUUUGACACCCGCUGGUGCUCUGGACCGAGUGCGCCCCCUGCUGUUCUUCAAGUGUAACCAAAAAAAAAAAAAAAAAAAAAAACAAUCUUGUAGAAGAAAUAGCACGAUGCAAAACGCUGCGCACGUCUAAAGGUUGAUCAUUUGGCACAGGCGUGAACGCGCCGAUUCUGAGCGACCGGGCGCGCGAACGCGCUAUUACGCAACCACUGCCACCCCCCCCCCGCACGCGCCUGCAAGCGGAUCAACGUCGGCUGUUCGCAAGUGCGCGCGUGCUGCCUCGUACGACCUGCACUUGACCACAAACGGCAGUAAAAGGCCAAAAAAAAAAAAAAAAAAAAAAAACCCUCACAUCAGCAGCCACAAGCCUGCACGUUUUCCAGAAGUCCGACUGAGCCUUUCUUGACUUGAGCCGGCAUCGCGGUUGGCCAUGGGCAAGGAGAAGGUCCACAUCAACAUCGUGGUCAUCGGCCACGUGGACUCGGGCAAGUCCACCACCACGGGCCACCUCAUCUACAAGUGCGGCGGCAUCGACAAACGAACUAUCGAGAAGUUUGAGAAGGAGGCCGCCGAGAUGGGGAAAGGAUCGUUCAAGUACGCGUGGGUGUUGGACAAGCUGAAGGCCGAAAGGGAGCGCGGCAUCACCAUCGACAUCUCGCUGUGGAAGUUCGAGACCAGCAAGUACUACGUGACCAUCAUCGACGCUCCCGGCCACAGGGACUUUAUCAAGAACAUGAUCACUGGAACGUCGCAGGCCGACUGCGCCGUGCUGAUCGUGGCCGCCGGCGUGGGGGAGUUUGAGGCCGGCAUCUCCAAGAACGGGCAGACCCGCGAACACGCCCUGCUGGCCUACACGCUGGGCGUGAAGCAGCUCAUCGUGGGCGUCAACAAGAUGGACUCCACUGAGCCCAACUACAGCCAGAAACGCUACGAGGAAAUCGUCAAGGAAGUCAGCACCUACAUCAAGAAGAUAGGCUAUAACCCCGACACGGUGCCGUUUGUGCCCAUCUCCGGCUGGAACGGCGAUAACAUGCUCGACGCGAGCCCCAACAUGCAAUGGUUUAAGGGGUGGAAGAUCAACAGGAAGGACGGCAACGCAUCGGGGACCACGCUGCUGGAAGCCCUGGACGCCAUCCAGCCACCCACCCGGCCAACGGACAAGCCUCUUCGCUUGCCCCUUCAGGACGUUUACAAGAUUGGAGGUAUCGGAACUGUUCCGGUAGGGCGCGUGGAAACGGGCAUCCUCAAGCCUGGCAUGGUGGUGACCUUCGCCCCCGUCAACAUAACCACCGAGGUUAAGUCGGUGGAGAUGCACCACGAGGCGCUCUCCGAGGCCCUGCCCGGUGACAACGUUGGCUUCAACGUCAAAAACGUGUCCGUCAAGGACAUCCGGCGUGGGAAUGUGGCCGGCGACAGCAAGACCGAUCCGCCGCAGGAGGCUGCCAGCUUCACCGCUCAGGUCAUCAUCCUUAACCACCCGGGCCAGAUCAGCGCCGGCUACGCCCCCGUGCUGGACUGUCACACCGCUCACAUCGCCUGCAAGUUCGCCGAGCUCAAGGAAAAGAUCGACCGUCGCUCUGGAAAGAAGCUGGAGGACAACCCAAAGUCCCUCAAGUCCGGAGACGCGGCCAUCGUCGACAUGACUCCGGGCAAGCCCAUGUGUGUCGAGAGCUUCUCCGAGUAUCCCCCACUGGGUCGCUUCGCCGUGCGCGACAUGCGGCAGACGGUGGCCGUGGGAGUCAUCAAGGGUGUGGAGAAAAAGGCCUCCACCGCCGGCAAAAUCACAAAGUCUGCCCAGAAGGCCCAGAGGAACAAAUGAAUGUUGUGCGACGCUGCCGACCCGAAGGUCUCCCGAGGCAGGACGUCGCUCAUCCGGCUCCAUCCCAAGAUUGGCUGCUUCAACUCGAUAACCAAAAACUGGUUAAUCGUCGCAAUGCAUCGCAAGACCAUCCGGAGAAAAGAAAAAAACCAAACAAAGAAAAAUGACAGCUCUGCCGACUCCUAUCGUGGUUGGAUCACCACGGUACACGAUGUAAUAACACAUAGCGGUAGUUUUAAGUGUGCGCUGUUUGUUCCUUUCAGUCAUGGCAAUACUCUCGCUAAAUGAGUGCUAUUCCACUCGCUCACCGAGCUAUAUACAGUAUACUCCCGUCCACAGGUACCGCUGACACGGUCGGUGUCGUCCUCAGUGUCCGUUUUACGUUACGCGUGAAGAGCCCAGGACUAGAAGUUCAAACUACUGUAUGUUUUGCCCAGUCUGAGUUAAGUAGGUAGAACGUACUGUUUUCUCGUGGUUCGGCUUUAAGUGGCAUCGCGUGUCCUUCCCGAAGGAGCGCCAAGUCAGCCUCCGCAUUCUUUUCACCACUUCGCUCAUUGGCACUUUGCACACGCCUUGGAGAUGUAUUUCAAAAUUGACUGAAGCUAUUGCACCUUACCGAGACAUUAAACUCAGUAUGUUGUUGUUAUGGUCAUCUGUCGUUUUGUGCUUUUUCUCAGAAGGUGCAACAAAACGAGCUUUGCGAUGAAUGCGUGCCGUGAAAAUAGUGCCAAGACUUUGCUACAACCGCAUCGGGGUUGUUUCCCCCAAAAGACAUCGACGAGCUGUCAGGUUUCCUGAGGAAAAAAACGAUCCUUAAAACUGAUCGGCCUACUGGCGAGAUCGGACCGAGACGGUCCGAGACCAAACCUUUGAGGUGUCUUGAAGGAGUUCAAGACCACAUCAAGGCAAGUUGAGAACCUUUUUAGACCUCCAAGACUUUGGCCCGGUCGAGUCCAAGGUUAUAGACAAGACUGAAGAGUUGAGGACAAGUUAAGAUCAAAAUAUCCGAGUCGAGGCCAAGACCAAGACCGUGAAGAAAUUUUCUUUAUUGAACAGAACAUCUGAAAGUGAACUGGUCGAGUCGAGUUUGAGACAACAAAGGCCCAUUGAAACAUUUAAGCUCGACAUCUUUUGCUGCUAAAUGGACAAAAAAAAAAAAAAAAAAAAACAAA